Molecule: messenger RNA, 615 nt
Organism: Fusarium keratoplasticum
Lineage: Eukaryota; Fungi; Ascomycota; Sordariomycetes; Hypocreales; Nectriaceae
Product: LITAF domain-containing protein
Exons: 3
Coding region: 1-615 (204 amino acids)
Source: RefSeq, a predicted model, not a curated record
AUGUCUGAUAAGGAGACGCGGGUUUCGUCGCCAAGCGGUGCGCCACCUUCGUACAACGCUGCGGCGGGUGGCUAUGAUGAGAAGCCGUCUCAAGUGCAACGUCAACCACAACGAGUCCUGAAUACCUUCAUCGAUGAUGGCGGACUGCCCGAGGUUGUCACACAAGACCACAUCGCCAAGGACACGGGAUACUAUGACGCCCCAAUCCCAGUAAACCCAGAUCCAACACCCAUGACCCAGCUGUACGAAACAACAGCAACAGUGACGCCGCUACAUCUCCUAGGAGACCAGUCAGACACUGUAGACUGCCCGUUCUGCAGACAUCGCGUGGAAACGCGCGUCAAGAAGAACCCCUCGAUGCGAACACACAUCACGGCAACCGCCCUAGGAAUCACAACCAUUGGCGGAGCCGUUGCGCCAUACGCCAUGGGCUGGAACAGCCAUAUAAGCCACUACUGCACAAACUGCAACCGCAAGGUGGCAUACCGACGCUACGGAACGCACGAGAUGAAGCCUCUUGGGACUCCUGAUCAUCUGAGAGAGGUUUCGAGGUAUCCAGCUAUAGCUUCACCAGCUCAGGCUUGGGGCCCGGGAACACCGCCUCCAGGCAGGUAA